This is a messenger RNA of Botrytis porri, 528 nucleotides long. RefSeq lists its product as uncharacterized. The transcript is spliced from 2 exons. NCBI's taxonomy places the organism in Eukaryota, Fungi, Ascomycota, Leotiomycetes, Helotiales, Sclerotiniaceae. The record is from RefSeq and is a predicted model, not a curated record. Bases 1 to 528 code for a protein of 175 amino acids. Gene Ontology annotation, molecular function: FAD binding.
AUGGCCUCUGAGCAUCAAAUCCCCAUCCUGAUCAUAGGCGGUGGCAUUGUAGGUCUAUCGGCUUCUCUCUUCCUCUCCCAACACGGAAUACAAUCUCUCCUCGUCAAGCGUCACUCAGGAACAUCCGUACACCCACGAGCUCGAUCCGUUAAUGCUCGAACCAUGGAAUCAUUCCGCGGUCUCGGGAUAGACGAUCUUUUCGAGAAGCCGGACAGUGAUAGUGUUACGGCCACACUCGAAGACCGAGAAACUGGCGCUGUCUACUCGGUUUGUGCAGAGUACCUUAUUGCCGCCGAUGGAGCAGGAAGACCUAUCCGAAAUCGAUUUAAUGUCCCAACAUCUGGACAAGGUACGAUGGGGUGUUUACUCAACAUGCUUUUUCACGCCGGUCUCAAAUCCCUAGUACACAAACGAGAAUUUUCCAUCUGUCUGAUCGAACGUUCAGAGAUCAAGGUGGCAUUCACAUCCAUCAAUAAUGACGACUGUUGGGUGUUCCAUCUCGCUUAUGACCCCUCCAAAGGCGAGUAA